This is a messenger RNA of Fibroporia radiculosa, 1026 nucleotides long. RefSeq lists its product as uncharacterized. Lineage: Eukaryota; Fungi; Basidiomycota; Agaricomycetes; Polyporales; Fibroporiaceae. The record is from RefSeq and is a predicted model, not a curated record. The transcript has 4 exons. Bases 1 to 1026 code for a protein of 341 amino acids.
AUGGCAACAGCAUUUCAUGUACACAGGUUCAUUGACAUCACGGGUGAUGACGAUGAGUGGACCGACCAUUGCACUCAGCACUAUGAAAUGCUAUUCGAGCAGUUUGGGACGCGGGCCGGCCUCAUUGAUGUCAAGCCCGUCAAUACAAAGAUCCUAGACCAGGUGUACCGAUGUGUCGAGUAUGAAGUUGGCUCUGGCUUUGGGGGUGCUCUUCCCGAGUUCCAUGGACACAUUGAGCAUGGUGUUGCUCAGACUCCCAUGCUCUGCCCGUUUUGUGUAUAUAAUGAGACCUUGACAAUGCCGCGACGGAUGGUCCAGUUUGAUGAAGUGAGCGUUUUUGUGGCCCACCUCAAGACACACGGAGCAGGUGCAGGCCAAUGCCCCGUACCUAGCUGUGGAACACGCAAAUAUGGGCAAGAUGACUUGAUAUGUCAUCUUGUCACGGUACAUUGCCUACCGAUGUGUGGUACCACCAAGCACACGCGUGUUCGCCGCCUGCUCUUGCCUGCUCGCAAAGAUGCCCCUGCCAUCCCUGACUCACGCACUCUGAACGUUGAUCUGGCACCCGAGGCAUCUACUUCCACACUUGCUCCAGAGGAUUCGUCAACCGCGAAGAGAAAGAGAGCGGACGAGGCAAGUGAUAAACAUGAGCGCUGGCGAUGCUUGGGAUGCCACCGAAUUUUUGAAGACAUCGAGAGCCACGUCUAUAACAGCAAGGAUGAUCGCUGUUGCAAAGCACAAGCAUAUUCUGCAAUAGAUGAGAACGGGCACAACGUUGGCGAGCGAAUGCCAUAUAAACUGGCUGAGGGCCAAGCACCACCCGCUGACAGCUCCAAAUUGAUUGCAAGGCUGCACCGGUGCGCAAAAGCGACAUGUCGCAAGCAAUUCCAUGACAUUCGCGAACACCUUCCUCACCAAUGUUCGUCAAAGAAAUUCAAGAUCCGAGACACAAACAUGAAGCGUGAUCAAUGGGGACCACUGUUUGACUUUGCAACUUGGGUCAAGACUGCGCCGCCGCCAGAGUAA